AUGUGGAAGUGUCAUAAAUGCGGAAAACCUGUUUAUUUUGCUGAAAGAAAACAAUCGUUGGGCUACGAUUGGCAUCCUGAAUGUUUAAGAUGCGAGGAAUGUGGUAAAAGAUUAAAUCCAGGCCAACACGCUGAGCAUAAAGGAGUGCCUUACUGCCAUGUCCCUUGUUACGGUGCGUUGUUCGGUCCUCAGCUGUUUGGUCAUGGUACUAGAGUUGAAUCUCAUACAAGUUUUGGUAAAAAAGAACCUCGGUCAACUUUACCAAGAUCGCAUUUAGAAACAAAGUUAAAAAUUUUUAAUCAGUAUUAUGAGGGCAAAAGUGGUGGGAUAAGGAGCAGAGAAGUAAAUGGAAGAUUAAUUCUCGAAGGUGCUUUAAGAAUUUAUUGGGGAGUACGGGGUGUGAUUCAUUUAAAGGAAGAUGAUGAUCAACGAACAGUUGUAACAGCAAGAAAUCGGAAUUCCUGUCGACGAAGUGUUGCUGAAAAAGUUGAAGAUGAAGAUGAAGAUGAUGAUGAUAAUGAUAAUGAUAAUGAUAAUGAUCAUGAGAAUAAAAAACGUACCAACCCAAGUGACAAAGAUUUAUCACCAACAGAAAGUCAUUUGGAAAGCGAGCCGAAUUCCGUGCCUACGUCACCAGAUCACUUGAAAAGCCUCACGCUACCGAUGAAACUCGAUGUGAAGAAUAUGGAACUAGAUGAAUUAGAUGAGCUGCUGCAAGUUGAACGAAAAGUUGAGGACGGUGAUAAAUUGUAUCAAACAAUGCCGGAAAAUUUGCCAUCAAUGUCACACUCUGUGACUGAAACUUCUCAGUCAGCUAGUCAGUCAAGUCUUGAUGGACCAACGGAGAAUCGAAGUUCAAUGGCCAACAGUAGCGCUAGUUCUCAAACUAAAACAAAUGACAGUAGUAUCAACAGUACACCGACGCACAGCUUAGAUAGUACUUCCUCCAGCACUGACACUCCUAAUAAUUGCCAUGGAACUCCUAAUAGAAAUGGUAACUUACGUAGAGUUGAGUACUAUGAUAGUUUGGAGAAGAACAGCAACAGUCGUAGAAUGAGUAAUGAUGAUAGCUGGAUCGAGAAAGGAUUAAAUCGCUCGAUGUCUGGGCCUGAUUGCCUUCAAAGACAUCGCGAGGACAGUGACACUGAUUCUGUAAAUUCCCUGCACUUUCGCGAUGAUGACAAUAUGACUAUGUCGACGGACAGCGGAUUGGAGCUUGAUGGCGUUGUCUUACGUCGAAAACAAGGCUCUACUGCAAUACGUCGACGUCCUGGUGGCAGGAGACAGUCUCGAAGUCGAUUGCGUCGUCGCUGUUCUAUCAAUGGGCAUUUUUAUAACCGUGAAACAAGUUUCUUUACUCCACCACAUGGGUCACAAAUGUCUGUCUGGGUUACUAGUCUUGUUAGCACUCAAGAAGUUAUCAACUUAAUGCUCGAUAAAUAUAAAGUCGACGCUAAACCUGAUAACUUUGCUUUGUUUGUUGUACGGGACAAUGGAGAACAACGCAGAUUAAGAGACGAUGAAUAUCCUCUUGAAGUCCGUGUAGCUCUUGGACCACAUGAAAAUGUUGCUCGUCUUUUUCUCGUCGACAAAUUAUCGACACCUGAAAUAAGCUCGGACGUCGCGCAAUUUUUAAAUCUUUCAUUAGCUGAGUGUCAGGGUAUUUUGCAACGAUAUCAUUACGAAGAAGAGAAACAGAUUUUGUUAUUAAAAGAAAAGUUAGUACAAGGAAAUGCGGCGGAGAAUCAAACAACGAAUGGAAGAUCUGAAAGUCCGGUUAUAGGUGAGAAAUGA
Messenger RNA from Cotesia congregata, 1794 nucleotides. The record is from the annotation of a GenBank genome assembly. NCBI's taxonomy places the organism in Eukaryota, Metazoa, Arthropoda, Insecta, Hymenoptera, Braconidae.